Trichoplusia ni (cabbage looper) is the source of this 3087-nucleotide messenger RNA. It is a transcript of the gene cycD, whose product is annotated as G1/S-specific cyclin-D2-like. NCBI's taxonomy places the organism in Eukaryota, Metazoa, Arthropoda, Insecta, Lepidoptera, Noctuidae. Bases 450 to 1337 code for a protein of 295 amino acids. The transcript has 4 exons. Gene Ontology annotation, molecular function: cyclin-dependent protein serine/threonine kinase regulator activity. Gene Ontology annotation, cellular component: cytoplasm; cyclin-dependent protein kinase holoenzyme complex; nucleus. The record is from RefSeq and is a predicted model, not a curated record. Gene Ontology annotation, biological process: regulation of cyclin-dependent protein serine/threonine kinase activity; positive regulation of G1/S transition of mitotic cell cycle; mitotic cell cycle phase transition.
UAAAGAUAAAUCUAUUUGUAACUAUCCUAACCUAAAGAUCUAAUAACUAGUUUCCAGUCUUUAACAGUCAGUUUAAGAAGUAGCGGUAAAAAAAAACGCUGUCAUUUUCAGCGUACAGGCAGAUAUUUUUUUUUUUUACUAAAGCGAAACUGGAUCGUACUAUGAAUAAGACCCAAACACGUCAAGGACCAAGGGCCACAAUAGGGAGAUCUAAAGUGGGGUGAGGUGCGGUGUCGAGCCGCGUUCCGAUACAGCCCUGUGUUACUCUGUCUGUAGCCGCUGCUCAGGCGGCUGUGUGCGGUGCGCGUGCGACCCUUCCCUCGUGUACGAACCCACUUAGUAAACAAACUUGUAAACCUUGUGCGGACUUCGAGAAACAUUUCUUCACGUACUUUCGAACUUUAUUAUUAAGGCUGUGGAGAAUCAGUGUUGAUUGACUUGUGCACGAUAUGGAUUUGUCCUGUGGAGAGAACAUGCAGCAUUCGGGGAACAGUGGCAGCGGCAGGAUGGUCGACAUGUGCGUCGCCGGACCAGACCGUGCUCUGGACCGCGACCCUCGACUGCUCCUCAACCUGCUGGCCCUGGAGAGGUCACACGCCAUCCACACGGACUACUUUCAGACUGUUCAGAUUGAUAUUCAGCCCUUCAUGCGAAAAGUGGUCACUACCUGGAUGUUGGAGGUAUGCGAAGAGCAGCAAUGUGAGGAGCAGGUGUUUCCUCUGGCCGUGAGCUACAUGGACCGGUUCCUGGCCCAGCGCGCCAUCUCACGGCAGCAGCUGCAACUCCUGGCUGUCACCUCCUUACUGCUGGCCUCCAAGUUCAGACAGUGCCACCCGCUGUCUGUCGACCUACUGUGUGCUUACACAGAUAACUCUGUUUACCCACACGAAGUCAGGCAAUGGGAAGUGAUGCUCCUUCAGCGAUUAAACUGGCAGUUGUCUAUUGCAACGGCGUUCGACUUCGUGGAGCCUUUCUUGGCGCGAGUGCCGUGGGGUCGCACAAACCCCCUGGUCAGGACACACGCGCUAACACUCACCUCAGUAUGCUACACAGAGACGGAAUUUCUUCUAGUACCACCAUCUUUAAUAGCCGUUGCGUGUAUCACUGCGGCUGCCCGAGGUCUGCGUGUGCGCAUGUCUGUGAGCGACUUGUGUGCUCUCACGAGGACCCCAUCUGCAGCUGCGGAGCUGGUGGCGCGUCAUGUGGAGCGCGUGCUUGCCAGGGAGACCCAGCCUCAGGAACCCAGAAGCAGGCCUUCGCAGCCCUGCAAAAUAUCCUCACCAGAACAGACCCAACUACCAGAUACACCCACAGACGUACAAGACGUACACUUCUGAAGCAAAAACUAUAAAAAAACAGACCCCUUGUACCUACUUUUGCAGUCGAUUUAUUUUCGAACCACGUGUUAGAGUCUGUAUAUAAAAUCGUACAAAAUCAACAUCCCAAAUCAAACGAUCUCAGUGUUUAUGAAAGUAAGGAUUGUAUUGUUACGAAUAUUUUUUAUUUCGUGCACCUGGAUGAGAGAAGACCCAUCAAAAACGAAAAAAAAGUACCUUCAACCCAAAGAAGUGAUGUCAAUGCUGACAAUAUGCGGAGAGUUGCGUAGGAGAAUUGAUUGUUCAUUGAUCUCAAAUUAUUUAUGUGAAAUAUUAACAUUAGAGUAGAUUAAUGUUAUUUAUUGUAAAAUAGAUCCAUUAUGUUAGUUGUUCAAUUUGUAACAUAGGUAGUUUUCGGCUGAACAUUUCAAAUGAACUUUUGUGCCGUCUGAUCUCUGUUUAUUCCAAAUGUUUAUUAAGACUGAAAAGCAUAUGAAGUCACUAACUUUUAUGAAAAGACCAUCAACUCUAAAAUUUUACUAAAUACCAAUCAAAAUUACGUAAAGACAAACUUUUCAGUAAACGUUAUGUAUGUUUUAUGUUUGUGUGUAACUAUGUUGUAAGAUCUCAUUAUGUAAAUUUGAUUUAGUCCCUUAUUACUAAGGGGGUAAGAGUGUGUUUAGUACUUGCUGAACGAGUGAAAAUGUUAAAAUGAUGUAAUAUUUAUUUAGGUCGAUGUUAAGUUUUAGUAAAUUCUAGUCAAACGUUUUACACAUUCCUGUUUUCGACCAAACUUAAUGUUUUAGAUGUAUAGAGUCGUGUUUAAGUAUUAUCGUGUAAGUAAUUAUAAUGUUUUAGUUUGUUCGGCGAUACGUAGGAGGCGAUGGAAUACUCAUUAUGGGGACAGUACCAUUGGUACUGUGUUAGUUAAUAUAUAGAAAGAAUAAUUCCUUGCGUGUAAUUAGUAUGUAGGUGUAUUUAUUGGGCGAAGGUGAGUUAGGGAGAAACUUGGAUAAACACCGCAGAGUAAGUGAUAAAGCGGCGCAGACCCGCCGAGCGUUACGUUACGCAAUGUUAAUUAUACUAAUUGUCAUAAAUUAAUGGGCGAGCUUUCAAGUUUCUCUCUCCAAGCCGUCUCGAGCCGAUGUAACUUUCUCAUAAGUUUUAAAAUGAUGUUCAAGCAACCACGUAGUUUUAAUAUUAUUUUGAAUUGAUUAGGCAGCUUACAAUUGUUUCGUUGAUACUCGGCUUUAGCGCGCCGGUGUCAUAGGGACGGAACGAGAACUUGUAAAAGUUACCUUUUACAAGUUCUCGUUCCGUUGUUUGAAUUAUUUAUUGUUUUUUUUUUGGUUUUUAAAUCUUUUUUAUAUUUAUAGACAUGUAUCUUUAAGACAUCCUAUUGCUAUAAUAUCGAAAUGUUUCUUAUGGUUGCUGUAAAUUAAUUGGGUUCUUCAACCUCUUUGGUUAACGAGCGGCGGUUAAGAGGUGGAUACAUGACACCGUGACAUGUUUAUCUGUCCAUCUCGAACUUGUUCAAAAGAUUAACAAAUUUAAUUUAAAUUUUUACUUUAAAAGUUGUAAUUAUGAGAAAAUUUUGAUAUUAAAUAACUGGAAAGCUAUUGUUCAUUUUAGUUAAGGUUUGUUUUAAAGAGCGAUCGUGUUUAGGUACCUAUUAUUAUAAUGCCUAAUGUAUGAAAGUGUAUGGUAUGGCCUUGUUAUUGGCUGGCCAUAAAUAAAUGUAUAGUUUUAUAAUAAAAGCAAACACAAACAA